Molecule: messenger RNA, 1992 nt
Organism: Bipolaris maydis ATCC 48331
Lineage: Eukaryota; Fungi; Ascomycota; Dothideomycetes; Pleosporales; Pleosporaceae
Source: RefSeq, a predicted model, not a curated record
AUGUUGCACGAUCAGGCUGUGUAUGCUGGUCUCGCCGUCAGCCAAUCAGAAGACGGCGAGAUCGACUAUUGUAUUGCUUUGCAUGACGGAAGAUACACCAUCAGCAGCGAAACCAAGCCUUUGGCCACGGCGCGAAGCGCACGCAACUCGUCCGACGACUCGUCAAAGUCCACAUCAAAUGUGUCCACGCCUGAAUCGGAACAAGAUGCCCCCGAGGCCCUGAUCAGCGCAAUCACCACCUUCUUGAGUGAAUACCGAGAGGACCGUGUCUUGAAGCCCAUGGGCGCUGGCCUGACUGCCGAGCUCCACCGUCUGAGCCCUCAUCUAGCCGUGCGUCUGUGGCAGGAGCUUGACAUCCUACCCUUUGUUUUCCCGAUUGAGCCACAUGACAAAACCGAGCACACGUCGAUGCCUGUGGACCAACAGGCAGAGUACAUGGCUAGGAAGGCCUCCAAGCGCUUCAAUGUCAGGGGCGAUCUUCCAGUUCAGAUGGGCCAUCGUCGACAGGUCUUGGUUGAUCUUGACGGGUGCGUGAAAAUCACUGAACUCGACAGCUACAAAGAUACCGUCAGGGCCGACACGACAGGAGCUGCAGCGAUGCACUAUGCCAACUCACUCAAGAAAAACAACAUCAAAAUUGCUUUUUUCAACAGCACAGCACAGGGUGGAGGGGUAGCAUUGAUGAGACACGCGCUAAUCCGAUAUCUGCGCCUUGUCGGAAAUGAUAUUUUCCGAAUCACCAAAGACAACCACAACAUCCUCCAAGGCGUAGCAAGGGACGGCGAGCGCCUGACUGAAGAAAAGAUGGCCAAGCUUGACGAAUGGGUCCUUGAAGAGGCAGCAAAGUGUCAUUGGACCGAGUUUGGCGGUCCACUCUCUGCUCGUGACAAGGGCGGUGCCGAUGUGAUUAUCGUCGACGACCCCCAGAUGCCUAGCCUCGUGAAGAUUGCCAAAGAAAAGGAUCCUGCCCGUCCCGUCAUCUUCCGUAGCCACAUCCAGGUGCGGGCCGAUCUUGCUGACCAAGAGGGAACAGCCACGUCCGAGGUGUGGAACUGGAUUUGGAACCAUAUCAAAGAUUGUGACAUCUUCGUCAGCCACCCUGUUCGCGCCUUUGUUCCCAAGAAUGUCCCUCCAGAGAAGGUGGGAUUCAUGCCUGCCACGACCGACUGGCUAGACGGACUCAACAAGCACAUGCACCACUGGGACGAGCAGUUCUACAUGCAUAAUCUUAGAGUUCGGUGCUUUGAAGUGGGUAUGCGUCCGAUGGCCCUCCCGGAUCGUAAGUACAUCACUCAGAUUGCUCGUUUCGAUCCGUCAAAGGGAAUUCCAGAUGUUCUUGCAUCAUAUGCUCGCUUGCGCAAGGUGUAUAUGAAGGACGCCCCUCUUGAACAGAUUCCACAGCUCAUCAUUGCUGGCCAUGGGGCUAUCGAUGAUCCUGAUGCUACAAUAAUCUUUAAGCAGGCGGCAGAUGCAUUGGCAGGCGACUACAAAGACAUCAGACAGGACAUCAUCAUGAUGCGUAUCGGCCCUUCGGAUCAGAUGCUCAACACACUCAUGUCUUGUGCCCAUGUUGCUCUACAGCUCUCCACUCGCGAGGGUUUCGAGGUCAAGGUCAGCGAAGCACUUCACAAAGGUACUCCCAUCAUUGCAACUCGUGCUGGCGGCAUCCCGCUUCAAGUUCAGCACGGCAAGUCUGGUUUCCUUGUGAAGCCUGGCGACCAUGAUGCAGUCGCAAGGCAUCUCUACGACCUAUUCACUGAUUCUGAACUGCACACAACCAUGUCCGAGUAUGCCAGCCACCAUGUCAGCGAUGAGGUCAGCACGGUAGGCAAUGCAUUGGCUUGGCUGUAUCUGGCAGACGAGCUUGCCAAGGGUGAGCAUAUCAAACCCAACGGCCAGUGGAUCAACGAUAUGGCUAGGCAGAAGGCUGGCAUUCCGUACAAGAAUGAUGAGGAUAGGUUGGUAAGAGAUGUGGACCUGACAAUUAAUUGA